This is a messenger RNA of Carassius gibelio (silver crucian carp), 1067 nucleotides long. Its product is annotated as protein FEV-like. Gene Ontology annotation, molecular function: sequence-specific DNA binding; DNA-binding transcription factor activity, RNA polymerase II-specific. The coding region runs from base 313 to 1020 and encodes 235 amino acids. Gene Ontology annotation, cellular component: nucleus. Lineage: Eukaryota; Metazoa; Chordata; Actinopteri; Cypriniformes; Cyprinidae. Gene Ontology annotation, biological process: cell differentiation; regulation of transcription by RNA polymerase II. The transcript is spliced from 3 exons. The record is from RefSeq and is a predicted model, not a curated record.
CAUCUGAACCGGUUUCCAUGUCAAACACUUAAAUUCUCCAUAGAAACUCUGAUCUUAACGCAGAAACUUUAUUAAACCUUGAUGGUGGAUUGAUAAGGCCGAAUUUCUAUCGCUUCCUUUUUUAUUGUGGAGACGGGGAGGGAUGACAGAGGUAAAUUGCUCUUUUAAUUAAACCAUUGCACCGAAGGAAAUUGCUGUCUGAAUAUUGUCUCAGAGAUGGGGCUUGUGACAGUUGCCUGGAAACUUCAAUCUGUCUCACAUUUAUUCCAGAUCACAGUUUUGAGAUAAAGUUUAAUAAAAAUCUUUACGACAAUGAAAGCCUACCCUUUCACGUCCACCACCACAAUGCGACAGAACAGUGGAGGAAGCCUUGUGUUUAACAUGUAUCUCUCAGACCCCACAGAAAAUCUUCUGAAGGAAAACAAAAGCCCUUCUUGGACUCCCAUCAACACAGGCGUGCAAAAAGGAAGUGGACAAAUCCAGCUUUGGCAAUUUCUUCUGGAGCUGCUGUCUGACAGCGCCAAUAUGACCUGCAUCAGCUGGGAGGGCACCAAUGGAGAGUUUAAACUGAUAGACCCGGACGAGGUGGCCAGACGGUGGGGGGAGCGCAAGAGUAAACCGAACAUGAACUAUGACAAACUGAGCCGAGCUCUGCGCUAUUACUACGACAAAAACAUCAUGACCAAGGUGCACGGAAAGCGUUACGCGUACAAAUUUGACUUUAACGGCUUGGCGCAAGUGUGCCAGCCCUCCUCAACCGAACAAGCUAUUUACAAAUUCCAGAGUAACUUCGCUCCUAUCCAGUUUUCAGGCAUUUCCAAGCUCAGUCUGGUUGCCCCAGGUGCUGGUCCGUCGGGGUUCUCAUACUGGCCCGGAUCUCCUCCAACCCUCUAUCACAGCCACAACCUGCAACCGCCAGGACCCUUCGGUGCCGUGUCUGCGUCGCAUUUAAAUUGCGUUAACAGCAUCAACAGUUUAAAUAACCUAAAUAGGCCUAAUAUCAAUAAUCACUAUAAUUGAAUUUUUUUUCUUUUUUUUCUUUUUUUUUUUUUGCUGGAUAAUUACUU